Enhydra lutris kenyoni (northern sea otter) is the source of this 4967-nucleotide messenger RNA. RefSeq names its product SMAD family member 4 (gene SMAD4). Gene Ontology annotation, cellular component: heteromeric SMAD protein complex. The record is from RefSeq and is a predicted model, not a curated record. NCBI's taxonomy places the organism in Eukaryota, Metazoa, Chordata, Mammalia, Carnivora, Mustelidae. Gene Ontology annotation, molecular function: DNA-binding transcription factor activity, RNA polymerase II-specific; I-SMAD binding; RNA polymerase II cis-regulatory region sequence-specific DNA binding. The transcript has 12 exons. Bases 252 to 1910 code for a protein of 552 amino acids. Gene Ontology annotation, biological process: cell differentiation; BMP signaling pathway; anatomical structure morphogenesis.
CGGACGCGGCGGGGCGGGGGCCGAGGAGCGCUCCGGUCCGCUGGGGGAGCGACGGGCCCGGCGCCUCCGCGGACGAGCGGCGGCGGGAGAGCGGACACUCCUCGCCAUCGCCCGAGCCCAGGUUAUCCCGAAUACCACAUGCUUAAUAAUUUUCCUUGCAACGUUAGCCAUUGUUUUUCACUGCCUCCAAAAGAUCAAAAUUUCUCCGGAAAUUGGAGACAUAUUUGAUUUAAAAGAAAUAACUUUAACAAAUGGACAAUAUGUCUAUUACAAAUACACCGACAAGUAACGAUGCCUGUCUGAGCAUUGUCCAUAGUUUGAUGUGCCAUAGACAAGGCGGAGAGAGUGAAACAUUUGCAAAAAGAGCAAUUGAAAGUUUGGUAAAGAAGCUGAAAGAGAAAAAAGAUGAAUUGGAUUCUUUAAUAACAGCUAUAACUACAAAUGGAGCUCAUCCUAGCAAAUGUGUUACCAUACAGAGGACAUUGGAUGGGAGGCUUCAGGUGGCAGGUCGGAAGGGAUUUCCUCAUGUGAUCUAUGCCCGUCUCUGGAGGUGGCCUGAUCUUCACAAAAAUGAACUCAAACAUGUUAAAUAUUGUCAGUAUGCGUUUGACUUAAAAUGUGAUAGUGUCUGUGUGAAUCCAUAUCACUACGAACGAGUUGUAUCACCUGGAAUUGAUCUCUCAGGAUUAACACUGCAAAGUAAUGCUCCACCAAGUAUGUUGGUGAAGGAUGAGUAUGUUCAUGACUUUGAGGGACAGCCAUCAUUAUCAACUGAAGGGCAUUCAAUUCAAACCAUCCAGCAUCCACCAAGUAAUCGUGCCUCAACGGAGACGUACAGCACCCCAGCUCUGUUAGCUCCGUCUGAGUCUAAUGCUACCAGCACCACCAACUUUCCCAACAUUCCUGUGGCUUCCACAAGUCAGCCUGCCAGUAUACUGGCGGGCAGCCAUAGUGAAGGACUGUUGCAGAUAGCUUCAGGGCCUCAGCCAGGACAGCAGCAGAAUGGAUUUACUGGUCAGCCAGCUACUUACCAUCAUAACAGCACUACCACCUGGACUGGAAGUAGGAGCGCACCAUACACACCUAAUUUGCCUCACCACCAAAACGGCCAUCUUCAGCACCACCCGCCUAUGCCGCCCCAUCCCGGACAUUACUGGCCAGUUCACAAUGAGCUUGCAUUCCAGCCUCCCAUUUCCAAUCAUCCUGCUCCUGAGUAUUGGUGUUCCAUCGCUUACUUUGAAAUGGAUGUUCAAGUAGGAGAGACAUUUAAGGUUCCUUCAAGCUGCCCUAUUGUUACUGUUGAUGGAUAUGUGGACCCUUCUGGAGGAGAUCGCUUUUGCUUGGGUCAACUCUCCAAUGUUCACAGGACAGAAGCCAUUGAGAGAGCAAGGUUGCACAUAGGCAAAGGUGUGCAGUUGGAAUGUAAAGGUGAAGGUGAUGUUUGGGUCAGGUGCCUUAGCGACCAUGCAGUCUUUGUGCAGAGUUACUACUUAGACAGAGAAGCUGGGCGUGCACCUGGAGAUGCUGUUCAUAAGAUCUACCCAAGUGCAUACAUAAAGGUCUUUGACUUGCGCCAGUGUCACCGGCAGAUGCAGCAGCAGGCGGCCACCGCGCAGGCUGCCGCCGCCGCCCAGGCAGCGGCUGUGGCGGGAAACAUCCCUGGCCCCGGGUCGGUAGGGGGAAUAGCUCCAGCCAUCAGUUUGUCAGCGGCUGCCGGCAUUGGCGUUGAUGACCUUCGUCGCUUGUGCAUACUCAGGAUGAGUUUUGUGAAAGGCUGGGGACCGGAUUACCCAAGACAAAGCAUCAAAGAAACGCCUUGCUGGAUUGAGAUUCACUUACACCGGGCCCUCCAGCUCUUAGAUGAAGUGCUUCACACCAUGCCUAUUGCCGACCCACAGCCUUUAGACUGAGGUCUUUCACUGUCGGGGCCCUUAAUGUUGUCAGGAUGAUGGACUAUAAGAUACAAUCCUGUUUAUAAUCUGAAGAUAUAUUUCACUUUUGUUCUGCUUUAUCUUUUCAUAAAGGGUUGAAAAGUGUGUUUGCUGCCUUGCUCCUAGCAGACAGAAACUGGAUUAAGACAAUUUUUUUUUUCCUAUUUAGAACUUUUCAGGCAUGGCUCAGAGCUUGAAGAUCAGGAAAAACACAUUCUUAUUAAAUCCUCACCAGUUAUGUAUGAAGGAAUCAUUCCAGUGCUGGAAAAUUUAGCCCUUUAAAAUGUCUUAGAGUCUUUUAUAUGCAGAACAUUGAUACAUGUGUUAUUCUACAGAAUAAAUUCAAUAUUGCUGAUUUUAAAGGAGAGAAGUUCUCAAAGUUAAUUCACCUAUGUUAUUUUGUGUGCGAGUUGUUAUUGUUGAACAUACUUUACUCCAAAUAUUGUGCCAUGUGGGUGAGUUAAUUUUACCAAGAGCAACUUCACUCUGUGUUUAAAAAAUAAGAUAGUAAUGUAUUAUAACCUUUUAUCCAAAAUAUUUUUUUGCAAGUUAAACUAGUGAAGAUGAUUUCAAUUCAGAUGGUCUUGUAACUUCAGUUUUAUUUUUGCCAAGGCAAAACACUAAUCUGUGUGUAUAUUGAGAAUUCCUUACAUUACCCCACAGAGAAAUACCAUUUAAAAUUAACAUUUGUUAUCCCUGUUGGAUAACUAUUUAUCAAGAAAUACUCUUGCCCUGUUAUACAAUAGAUGUAUUCUUCUCUAUUUCUAGGCAUAAGGUUGGUCACUAAGUAGCCUAGAAGAGGAAUUUCUUUCCUUCAUGAAUUCAUAAGGAAAGGUUUUAUAUUUUUAAAAACACUAAAAGCAGUGUCACUCCACCUAAUAUCUCACUGUUCUGCAAAGGUGGCAAUGCUUAAACUAAAAGUGAGUUGAGUAUUUUGGAAACUGCUAAAUUCUAUGUUAAAUACUGUGCAGAAUAAUGGAAACAUUACAGUUCAUAAUAGGUAGUUUGGAUAUUUUUGUACUUGAUUUGAUGUGUGACUUUUUUUUCGUAUACUGUUUAAAUCAUGUAUGUUAUGACAUUGUUUAAAAUUCAGUUUUUGUAUCUUGGGGCAAGACUGCAAACUUUUUAUACCUUUUGGUUAUUCUAAGCCCUUUGCCAUCAAUGAUCAUAUCAGUUGGCAGUGACUUUGUAUAGAGAAUUUACGUAGAAAAGUUGCAAAUGUAUUGACUGUACCACAGACACAAUAUGUAUGCUUUUUACUUAGCUAGUAGCAUAAAUAAAACCGGAUCUCAACAUACCAAGUUGAAUUCUAGGUUUGAUUUUUAAAUUGUUUUCUUUUGCACUUUUGAGUUCAACCUCAGAAGCAGGACACCUUCUAAAUGACAGGCAGCGGCCAGUACUGUCCGGCAGCUUUGGUUUCCCUCACACUCUGCCAGGACUUCCCCGCGGACAUUAUGUAUCAAGUGUAGAGUUGGUUGGGUUUUGUUUUUUUUUUUAAGCUUUUAUUUUACUGUAGCAAAAUAGGCCUGAUUGUCUACAAGAUAAAUAGGUUGUCUACAGGAUAAACAGUGUGAAAUAAAACCAAGGGUUAUCUUUCAGAUCCUUUUACUUAUCGCUUGGUGGGCCUUCUUAAAUGUAAUAAGAUUCUUAAGGUGUGUGACAAGUUUGAGAUUUGAUAAGCACUAUGCAUAAUAGUCAUCCGUCUGUUGACUUGAAUGGGUAAGUUGUCUGUGUCCUUGCUCAGAAGGUCUUCUUCAUAAGACCAUUCUGGAAACCACUGAGUUUGCUUAUUGCUGUGAUGUAAACAUAGAUCUCGAUCCGAGCUACAUGUCUUUUGUUUUAAAAUAAUUUCUCUGCUGGCUCAUUUGAGCUCUUGAGUACUUACAGAUAACUUUUGUUAAAGACCUAAUUUUAAUCUAUAAAUGUUUGGUGAUUCAGGUUUUAUUGGCAGAUUUUUUAAAAAAAGAUAUCUUCAUUCUCUAGAAAUUGCUGACUUUAGGUCUAUUUUACUGUGAAUGAAGAAUAGGAGUGAAGGGAAAGAUUUUAAAAAUUCAGAUUAUUUGAUUAGGAUCAUUAGCAUGCUAUGCUAUCAUCCAUCACCUCCUUUUCUCCUUUAGGGAAGGUUUUCAUGUUUAGUCAUCUGGGGAAAGUAUGUGGAAAAUAUUUGCUAAGAAGUCUAUCUUUGAAGCCAAGCCACCUGUCUUGGUUUCUUUCUGCUAAGAGCCAUAAUGUUACUACCAGUAUGUAGGAGUUCUUCUAGUUAUUAAUUGCUUUAUAUUUGUACCUAGAUUCAGUCACCUGCUUUUGAGAACACAACUAGUAUGUUAAUGAUCAGUUAUUUCUGAGAGCUUAGUUGUCAAACAGUAUUUCCAUUUCUUAGAGGUAGUCAUCUUUGAUGAGUAAGACUCAAGAAUCACUAGGUUUAAAAUUUUACAGCUACUUUAGGGUAGGAUAGUUUCCUCAAUUCUCAGAAUCUGAUUAUUAUAAGGAUAUGGUUCUGGGUAGGUUUUCUCUAGCUAUUUUGUAUCUCAAUAUGUUGAAUUUCAUUGAAAGCUGAGUGAGAGUUGAAUCAAGUACCUUUAUAAUCCAGUAUGAGGCCAUUCCAUUUUGGUCCAGUGCCUUUUAGUACGUUAUCAAAGGGAAUCCUUAAUGGUGUUGCCUUUAUUUUCCAGGGAGUAGAUUGUUUUAUGGGAUAUAAGCUGUCUCAUUUUUUAUAGUAUGCUACCCCUGGUAUACAAAGAUAAUGAUAGUAAAUCACUGCCAUAUAACCUUGUUUUUCUAGAAGCACGGCUCAUUUGUGUCGACCUACUCACUAUAAAUAGGUCUCCUAUCACGAUUCCUCCUGUAACCAUCGUAGAUUUGCAGGCUGUGUGGUUAGCUUAAGGAUUACCAUACUCUAAUUAUCCAGGUAAACUGAAGACAUAUUAGCUGUGUUGUAUUUCAAAGUUAAAAAUUCAUUUUUGUGGGGAAGGGCAUGGUGUAAAGAGGGAUAUUUGUAAUGGAAAUUUUGAAGGCAAAAUAAAAUGCUCUUCCAGA